UUAGAACUGAAUAGGUUGGAAACUUUGAAGAGUUUUCGGUCUGGCGGGAAGUUUGGCGAAGGUUGGUUGGUUGAGGUGGCGGCGGGAGACACUGUGGUAAGUUGGACGUUGGUCCCCACUUUUGAUUACAUAAUAAUGCAUGCGUGCAGUGCUUGCCAGUGGUCCGGCCGGUAUGCUCGCGUGCUGCGCUGAGGCCGGACGGCAGCUGCUUUUAAAUUAUAUAAAGGCCGCGGUGACAGCGGAUUGAUUUUGAUUGACAGACGCGAAACAUAAUAGAACAGAGUCGGAAUUAUUGACCAAUCAGGUUGCGAGGAGGUGAAAAAAAAUAUCCGGCCAAACUAGCACCUAUGUUAAACAAUAAGCGUGUUGUAGUAUAUGCAAUAAUACUCCGCCUUAUAUUUAAAAUGAAAAUACGACAAUUCUAUUUGAUCAAUUCUCAUAUUUUGUCUCUUCAAUUUUUUUCGUAAAUGAAAAUAUCUCAUUCGCUUUAAUCCAAUGUGCUGAAAUGACCGCCUUAUUUUGUCAAACAGUCAACACGAAUUGGAUUAAAAAUAAAUGACUGCUAAAAUGCUGAAGUAAUUUACAACUGCAGUUCUGAUGAAAAAAGAGAUGAGAUUAAUAAAAAAUAUCUCAAUUUAAAAAUUGUUCUUCUUUUUUCUCAUUUUGAAAUACCAGGCCUCAAUCCAACCUGUAUUCAAGCGUCAUCUUAAUGUUUCAAAAUUGAUCAUUUUAAUCAGAAUUCAUACAAAAUGUGUUCAUUAAUUGAGGUUCAAUAACCCGAAAUUACUCAAACUCUCCAGAAGAAAAAAAAAACACUUAUUUAGUUGAUUGAUUGAUUUUAGUUACCUGGGCUUUGAAUAAACAUAAAUUUCAUUCAAAUUUUAUGUGGUAUUGUGCCUUCAAUUUGUCUGCCUUAAUAAAAUUCCGACUUCAAAAACUCUUCCUGCAAAAUUUGAGAUUCAAAAUUCUUCACCCUAUCUUGAGUUCGUUUGAAGCUGCUGAAUUUUGUUGUUAUAUUACAUGAAACGCAGUUUAUUGCCCAGCCGUCUUGUCGUUUUCCUUUUGUGUGGAAUUUAAAAGGGGUUUAAAUUCAGGCUUCAAAACAAUUUUCAACGAACCCUAACUUUACCUUUUCCUUCUAAACAGGGUCAACCUUAGCGCAAAACUGCUUUUCUUGCUAAUGGUUUUUUAUAAUUUUAGCGUUGAAAAAACUUCAGUUUAUUUCCCCUGCUAGUCUUGCUUAAACUAGCAAGUAAUAAUUCCCCUUUAAUUGGUUCAUUGGAGAAUUAAUUAAACAAUCACCCAUUAAAUUCAGAAAAGCCUUGAUUGAUCGAGCGAUCAAAUAUUUCGUUGAUAAAUGUAAAGUUUGAUUCUAACUCUAAAUGUCUCUUUUGCCGUUGCCUUAGUCUGAUUGAUGGCCUUGCUGUAUACUUGUAAUUAAUUAAAACUUUUUAAUUGAUUCUUAAUUUGCCUCAGGGAAAUUCUCGGAAGUCGCGAAAUCAUUAUAAGACUUGUCCCGAUGGCUUUUUCAAAUUGCAAGUUGUCGAGUUGUUAGUUUCUGUUUGCAUUCCGAAGUAGAUUCAUCCUUGUGUUAGUAAAUCCGGGAUAAUACUCAUUGGUUGACGGUCCCACAAAUAACCAAUUGCGAUAAUCCUCCUCAUUUUUUUUUCACACCGGUUCUUAUCUUUUCACUAGCGGAAAUUGAUCCUCCUGUCAAAAUAUUUGUCGCUAUUCUUACCAUUUAUGAAUACUGAUAAACAACUCGUUUUAUCUCAUUUUACAGAAAAAAAAGCAAGAUUUUUGCCAAUCUACAAAAAUUCAUUACUUAUUUUGGCGCCUUCUCGUUUUUCCUUUCACUGUUAAAUUGUGAAAACCCUAAUGAGUUGUUAAUUUUAUUUGACAAUCAUUGAACUGGUUGAUUAGGAACAAAAUGUCGCAUCUUUGGUUAAUGUUAAUAACCAGUUUAGUAAACUGGGCGCUCGUGGCGAUCAGGACUGUGGAAGGAUGUCCAAUGCAGUGUACAUGCAGUGCCAUCAGUGGUAAUUUCUGUCCUGGUCUCAAAAGUCCCCUCAAAAGCGAUGUUCUGAUUGCAUCUUCUACUGAAUGGUCUUUCGAGAAUGGAGACUUUGAAUAUAUACCAGAAGGGACGUUUGGAAAUACACUUAUAACCAAACUGUCUUUUCACAACGGAAAACUGAGGGAGCUUCCAAAUGGGGUCUUCAAUAAACUAAAGGGCCUGAAAGACCUGGAUCUUUCCAACAACCAGCUGUCGUUCGUACGCAGGGAAACUUUCGAGGGUCUGGAAAACUUGCAGAGGCUAAACCUGUCUGGAAACUUCAUGUGGACUUAUGACCCGGAUGUUUUGAAGUUUCUUCCCAGUUUGAGAGUUCUGGACAUCAACUCCUCCCAACUAGCCUGCGACAGUGGUACGAAGGGACUGAAGAGGUUCACGGAGGAGAACGAAGUGCAAGUGCCUAAUCACGUGGUCUGUCGCAGCCCCCCUCAGCUGCAGGGCAGGCCAUUCGCCCAAGUGCCCACCAAGGAGUUCAGAAACUAUGACUCAUUCUUCCCCGUGUUCGAAAUGUCGCCUUCAAUUCGUCAAAUUGUCUUCGAAGACGACGAGCUUCCUCUUAACUGUUCCGUUUCAGUCAAUGCACGAGAUAUGCACUUGACUUGGAAGCACAAUAAUAAAGUAGUGCCUACGGCUACCGCAGUAGCCGAGUUGAAAAGUCAAUUCGCGACAGAUUCCGAACAGCAGACGAGGUUCCACGAGACUCUAGUCGAAUUAAAGGGAGUGCUAACUAGUAUGUUAGUAAUAUCGCAGCUAAAGCACGAAGAUACAGGACAAUGGCAGUGUACAGUUAAAAGUACGGGUGAAAAAAUCACUGAAUUGAGUUUGGAUGUUAUGGUACUUGAGAACAGUGCGAUAUUUUGUCCAAAAGAAACUACUGAAAACUCAAAAGGUAGUUUCACGUGGCCUAAAACAGUCGCUGGAUUUUCGCAUCCACAAUAUGUAAGAUGUCCACAUGGAAAAAGCGCGGGCUAUUCUUCGAUGGCGGGAGUCCCAAAAGCGACCCGCAACUGCGACAACUCGGGUCGAUGGUCUGUCGUGGACCACUCGGCGUGUGCUUUUGCGAACCCGAUUUCGAGACAAUUGGCACAACUCACAAAGGAGGUUAUAACAAAAGAAACAUAUUUGGACAUUCUUCGUCAGCUAGUGGACAUAACUGCAAAUGCAGUCUCGGUGACUAAUGUGGAAGACAUCAACUUCGUCGCCCAAAUCGUGAACAAUGUCUGGAGAUUCGUGAACGAAGACGACAUGGUUUUCAUUGCUGUAUCCCACACCAAGAUCACCGAUCACCUUUUGCAUCUCGUCAGCAACUUGCAGUCAAUCAAUCCAGAAAUUCUGCUCAAAGCUCAGUCGGCUUGGAAAUCGUGCAGUCAAAUUGUGAAAAAGUUGCAAAAUUUUGCCACUUUAUGUUCAAACAUGGCCGAUACGAGCUUUGUGUCUUCGGCGGAAAAUGCAGUACUGAAAACGGUUCGGAUAAACGCACUUGAUGCUAAUCGAAACCGUAGAUCCGUUGAGCCUUCUGAUGGUCUUACAUGUGCGGUUAUUAUCAAGAGAGGCAAUUGGGCCGACGGCCACGUAGACGACUUGAACUCGGUGUCUUUCGAGGACAGUGAAAUUAGAUGCAUAUCGCCGGUCGAAGACUUGACGGAGUAUAUAAGUGAUUUAACAUCAAAACAACAGGUGGUGAUAGCGGGGCUCAAAUUAGAUCCCAAACUGUUCCAAGUGUCCGACUCCAGAUCAGUGCAGCAGAACCACUUCUUCAAAGUGCACCUCAUCCUCCUCAGAAAUGCCAGUCUCUUUCCAGAGGAGUCCAAAACCAGAAGGGACCGGGACCCUAGAUUCCUCUGGUUUCAAACUGGACCCGUGCUGUUGUCUAGUGCAGUUCUUGGCGACAUGAACAACUUGGGCGUUCAAAUCUCCCCUUUGCAGCAUCCUAAAACUGAAGUUGCACUUUUAACUCCUGAAGCACACUCCAAAAUUGACGCUCAAAUCGACACUUGGUCAUUUGCUAAACACACGUGGAGCGACAACGGAUGUAAAGUUGAGGUCAAAUUCAACGGACUGUUGAACUUAUCGAUUGCCGAGUGUCCAAAUAUCGGAAUAUACUCCGUGUCUCAGCCGAGGUUCGGGGAAGUUAACCAGGGCGUGUACUUUUGGCACUUCGUCCAGCGAAUGGAGGCGCCAGUCCAGAUUGGAACCGGAGUCUGCGUGCUGUUUUGUCUGUUGAUUGUGAUCACUUUCACCAUUUUCCAUCGACAAAUCGCACUGAGUUCUCUCUCGAUGCACAUUGUGGUGAACAUUUCCACCUCAAUCAUCCUGCUGUCUUCUCUCUUCUCGUGGGGACUGUUUUUCAACCUGCAAACUCCCCCUUCUCUCAUCAGCUGCAAACUCCUCGGAAUCACCAUGCACUAUUUCACUCUUUCCACCGCAACUUGGAUGCUCAUCUACUGUUCCGACGUGUGUCGUUUCUUCGAACAAGCCAGUUCGCGGAAAUCAAAACUGAACGCGGAAACGUUCCCACAAAUAGCCCACGACAAACCGCCUUCUAAUAACGGAGGCCAAAAUUCAAACAUUAGCGGGUCGUCGCAAAACAUGUCAGUAGCUUCACAUAGAAGCAAGUCAGCUAAAAACGGAAAUUUUGAGGACUUGGCGGAAGAGGGAAGUCACGUGACAAGAGCUGGGAAAUCAGGAGCAAUUAAGUGCUACAUUUUUGGAUGGGGAGUUCCGGCUGUGCUGUGUGUGGCGACGGCACUGGCAAGCCUCGCAAUUCACGGCGACAAUCAGUUCUGCUGGGUGGAGAGCAAACUGGUCAUUGUAUCUCUAAUUGUGCCAGCUGGGGCCGCGUGUGUUAUUUCUGGCGCCAUUUUGACCCGACUUCUAAUUUGUGCACCAGAAGAUUGUUACAUGCAGUCGGCAAUCAAACACGACUCGUCUAAAUGCGGCGACCGACAAUCGAAGUACGGAGUUUCGUUGAAUCAAUGCAUCGCGAUGCACGAGAGGUAUCCGAACAACAACUCGGCUUUUAACUCGCAGCAGAAUCUAAAUUUGCCGAACAAUCAUAGCGGAUCUUCGGUAUUGUACUACCCGACAACGACUACCGAACUUCUACACGACACGAAUAGUGCCUCGGUAUGUUGCAAGCCGACGAGUAUCGGCAUGAAUAAAACCGAACACGACUACAUGUUGUCGGAAGCCGAGAGCUUAGUUCAAGCUGUAUCAUUGCACAGCAACCAAUCUAACGGUGGCGGCGGUGGUAUCGUCAACCAUGGAUCGAAUGAUAUCGUCCAUCCAAUGCAAGUUGUCCCAUCCUCGACUUUUGAGCCAGCCCAUUUGAGAGCCUCGAUGGCGUUUAAGACCAACAAUUCCGGAAUCACUCCAACUAAAUACCCCGUCCCCCAAAACCCAAGGAGCAAAUGUCAUUAUAAACUAAGAGCUGCUAUAGUUUUAUUCGUUUCCAUGAGUCUCAGCUGGUGUUUUGGAGCUUUGAUUUUGUUCUACGACAAGCAAUGCCAUUGGGUCUUCAGUUACUUAUAUUCCGCUACAACCGCGUUCACCGGAUUUUUUCUCUUUCUGAAUUACAUAAUUCUAAGAAGUGAUGUAAAAAACAGCUACUAUGCCUUGUUUUGUAAUCGGAAACUAGUAGCCAACUCAGCUAGAAGUCAUGCGCACUCAACAUACCAAAUGCGAACAUACCCGACCCAUUUUUGCUCCGACCGAAAAUCAUCACAGUCUAGUGUCGAGUCGGGCUACACGAAGUCUGGCAACUAUUAUGCCAGGAGAGCUAAGUCGGGUCGCAGCGCCCCCACCCCGCAUACCGGAUCAUACUACCUGGAAAAUGCGUCGAGGAAUUUGGAACUUCAAAAUGGCGGUCAGGUAUCCAAUAUGGGAGGUUACCCAUUCGCAACAAACCCCGCUAUGAACCAGGUUCUGAUUUCACAUAACGGAAGGAUCAUGGCAAUUAACAACCCGAGAGGAAAUAUGUCGCACGUGAGAAGCGCCCACGCAAUCAACCGAACUAUGGGCACGACUUCAAGGUCAGGAAGCAGUGUGCGAGAGUUCGAUCUGGUUAGUCUUCCGGAGCAUGUUGCUGUCACUGGAACCAAUUCCAACAAUGUCCAGGCACCACAUGUGAGUCAUGCUGGACACCAUACUAUGAACAAUACGAGGUCACAAAACAGUAUAAAUGAGGUCAUGAUGGGGUCACACAUGUCUAACAACGGGCAACACUCGGACCAUGAAAGUCAAAAGAGCAAUUUGACCCCUGGAGGUCACAAUACACCUGUAUCGACUGCUCAACAAAGUGGAAGAGUCACUCCAAGCUCUUCUGGACCAUCUGGGUGUCUUUACAAAAUGGUGGCAGGUGUAGAUGUCGGCUCAAAGCAACGCCAGCCGCUAGGGUACGCCAGCCAGAAGUCUAAGAAAGACCGAAGCACACCAAACUUAACCAAGCGCAGAUCCUUUGAGCACCAAAAAGUCCCCAAGGGGUCCAAAAUGUCACCGGGACAACAUGUUUCCAUUCCAGUUCCAGUCGCUGCUAUUUUACCCGUGAGGCAAAACAUCACCCCAGAUAUUCUAAAAGUGUCAAGUAGUACCGGCCUUUUCUCCGGAAUGUCAAACACUUCGGGUUCUAAAGUCGGCAUGGAUUCCGAGGAUAACGACAGUUAUUCCAGUUCGGAUGACGAUGAGAGCACCUGUUCAUUUCCAGGAAAGCAGCAGUUCCACAAAUUGAUCCCAAGCAAUAGCAGAAGCACAGUGCUAAGCAGCGACAAAGCUGACAGUUGCGUUUAGCCGAAAACUAUGUUCAUCACUUUCCUCAAAACUUUGUCUAAAAACUAAAUCUAAAUAAAUCGUGUCUUGUUGUUUUCAAUCAGUUUCCGGGUUUUAAGGUGCUUCUGUAUAAUAUAAUUUUAAGAAACAUUUCAAAACUGAUACAAAUGAAUUCAGAUUAAAUCUACUUCAUGAAUUAGCUAUAACAAGCAUCCCUUAUGGUAUGAUAUCACUUGUAAAACAUUUGACUGUCGCAUUCAAAAGUUGCCUUAAAUUUCCUAAUUACAAUCAAUUUCCUGGUUAGUAGUUUACUCCUUGAUUAGUUUCGCUUCGAGUAGUGGUUUGUAUAACGGGUUUAUUAUUCAGUCACAACUUGCUAGUCCAAGUCGAAAUGAUGUGCAGUUUCUACUCUAAAUGUUCCUAAGUCUAAUUAUUUCAUCACUUUUUUCAGCACUUGAAGAUUAAUAAAUCUUGAGAAAACAUCACAAUUUUCGAUAGACAAGCCAAAGCCAUUGAUUGAGAGUGAGGCAGUUUGACUUUGCUCGGAAAGCCUCUCCUUUAUGCCAAGCUGUAUUCGAAAAUGACCUG
Molecule: messenger RNA, 7426 nt
Organism: Symsagittifera roscoffensis
Lineage: Eukaryota; Metazoa; Xenacoelomorpha; Acoela; Convolutidae
Product: adhesion G protein-coupled receptor A3-like
Exons: 13
Coding region: 1931-6859 (1642 amino acids)
Biological process (GO): G protein-coupled receptor signaling pathway; cell surface receptor signaling pathway
Cellular component (GO): plasma membrane
Molecular function (GO): protein binding; G protein-coupled receptor activity
Source: RefSeq, a predicted model, not a curated record